Messenger RNA from Lucilia cuprina (Australian sheep blowfly), 818 nucleotides. It is a transcript of the gene Det, whose product is annotated as baculoviral IAP repeat-containing protein 5. The transcript has 2 exons. Bases 232 to 669 code for a protein of 145 amino acids. The record is from RefSeq and is a predicted model, not a curated record. Lineage: Eukaryota; Metazoa; Arthropoda; Insecta; Diptera; Calliphoridae.
AGUUGUAAAAAACGUUUAUCGCCAAAAAUUAUUUAUAUAUGAAGCAUCCUGUUAUUAUAGAUUGACACUUCAUAAUGUUGCCAACUUUCAUGUAAAUGACAUUUUAAUACAAACAAAAAUAAAUUCAAACGCCCAACGCAAUAACAACACUGACCGCGAAAGUGACGCUUGAGAAAAAUUACCAAAAAAAAAUUUAUUUUAGAUAAUAAUACAAAAUUUAAUAUAAAAAAUAUGUCAGAAAAUAUUUCAGCUAAAUUUAAUAAUUUCCAAGAAGUGUUUCUAAUGGAAAAACAUCGUAUUGAUAGUUUUAAAACUUGGCCCUACGACGAAAAUUCAUCGUGCAGUAUUACAAAAAUGGCUGAAGCUGGUUUCUACUGGACGGGUAAUAAAAAUAAUGAAGAAGACGAUGCUGCAACAUGUUUUGUUUGUUGCAAACAAUUACAUGGCUGGGAUCCAACUGAUGAUCCAUGGAAGGAACACAUGAAGCAUGCUCCUCAAUGCCAGUUUGUUAAAUAUGGUCGCAAAGAAAAUGAAUUGACGGUGGAAGAAUUUCUUAACAUAACCUCGGCUGUGCUACGUAAGAAAUUAACAAAAUCCCUGAAUGCAGUAAAAACACGAUUUAGCCUUUUGGCAUCAACGGAAUUGGAGAAAUAUUUAGCAGAAAAAUAAUUUGAAAUGAUUAGCGAUUAGUAGUAAUUUUUAUUUUAAGUUUAGCAUUUAAAUAACAUUUCUAUAUUGUUUUUUUAAUAAAAUAUAUAAGAAAAAAGUAUUUUAGCCGUUGUGCUGUUCCUGAGUGCGAUGCUGUUUUACUGUCUUUG